GUCCAAGAGAUCUCUCAACUACUGUCUUAAGAGGUUGUCUCUACUGUUACCAUUCACUCAGUUUAGGGAUAGAGAGAGAAUGAUCGGCGGAGGAGGGAGGAAGAACGCUGGCGGUCGACCUGUGUCGCCAUUUGUGUUGGUCCUUAUUUCCUUGGGGUUCUUCUUCGCCACAUACAAUCUAGUCACGCUCCUCAUCCACCAACGAGCAACAGCCUCCAGCACCGUCCAAGGCGGAGACUCGUCAUCCGGGCGGCGGCCGCACGGCGGCAAUCCGAAAUUUCACAUCGCCCUCACGGCCACCGAUGCUCCCUACAGCAAGUGGCAGUGCCGUAUCAUGUACUAUUGGUACAAGAAGACAAAGGACAUGCCCAGAUCAGAUAUGGGCGAAUUCACCCGCGUGUUGCAUUCGGGUCGACCGGAUAAUCUCAUGGAAGAAAUCCCUACUUUUGUUGUUGAUCCGCUCCCUGAGGGAAUCGAUCGGGGUUACAUUGUCCUUAACCGACCAUGGGCUUUUGUUCAAUGGCUGGAGAAAGCAGAGAUUGAGGAAGAAUACAUUCUAAUGGCAGAACCUGAUCACAUAUUUGCAAACCCUUUGCCAAAUUUAGCUUUUGGAGGGCAGCCAGCUGCAUUCCCCUUCUUUUAUAUCAAACCUACAGAGAAUGAGAAAAUUAUAAGAAAAUAUUAUCCAGAGGAGAAAGGCCCUGUAACUAAUGUUGAUCCUAUUGGCAAUUCUCCAGUUAUAAUCAAGAAGUCUGUUCUGGAAAUAAUUGCGCCAACGUGGAUGAAUGUUUCUCUGAGGAUGAAAGAUGAUACUGAAACUGACAAGGCAUUUGGAUGGGUUCUAGAAAUGUAUGGCUAUGCUGUGGCAUCUGCUUUGCAUGGUGUUAGGCAUACUCUUCAUAAAGACUUCAUGCUCCAGCCUCCUUGGGACCUUGAAGUUGGCAACAGAUUCAUCAUUCACUACACAUAUGGUUGUGAUUACAACAUGAAGGGAGAACUGACAUAUGGAAAGAUUGGAGAAUGGAGAUUUGACAAAAGAUCUUAUCUUCGAGGCCCUCCGCCAAGGAACCUCCCGUUGCCUCCUCAUGGGGUUCCUGAAAGUGUGGUGAGACUAGUGAAGAUGGUGAACGAAGCGACAAAUAAUAUCCCCGGAUGGAACAAAGACUGAAGAUACCCACUAACUAACUGGGAGAGAGCCAUUUAGCUCAUUGUGUGCACAGCAUAACUCGUUUGGGACUUUGGGUCAAGAAGUCCCGGACAUGCAGUGAGUUUGUCGCAAGGUUUCAUGGAUAAAUCUAACAGAGAAAUACAGAAACUAUCGCGAGCCAUAAAAAGUAGUGCAAUUUUUUCUUUCUUUCUUUUUUGUUGUUGUUGCUAUUCCAUGGUAACUGAUGCAAUGCCUAAAAUCAUAGGCAGUAUUCUUUUGUAGAAAUGUGUUCUUUGCUGUUAGAGUGAUAUUAUAUUGUAGUAAGUUGAUAGCAGUUUUGAUGCCAUUAUUAGGGGCUGUUUGUUUCAGCCUCUUAAUGGUUCAGAUGUCUGAAUGAUUCAGCACUUAAUGGUUCAGACUGUUUGUUUCAGCCUCUUAAUGGUUCAGAUGUCUAAAUGGUU
Cuscuta campestris is the source of this 1608-nucleotide messenger RNA. The record is from the annotation of a GenBank genome assembly. Lineage: Eukaryota; Viridiplantae; Streptophyta; Magnoliopsida; Solanales; Convolvulaceae.